Messenger RNA from Prunus persica (peach), 1908 nucleotides. RefSeq lists its product as uncharacterized. Lineage: Eukaryota; Viridiplantae; Streptophyta; Magnoliopsida; Rosales; Rosaceae. The transcript is spliced from 3 exons. Gene Ontology annotation, molecular function: nucleic acid binding; RNA-DNA hybrid ribonuclease activity. The record is from RefSeq and is a predicted model, not a curated record. Gene Ontology annotation, biological process: DNA integration. Bases 1 to 1908 code for a protein of 635 amino acids.
AUGGGUCAGGCCCCUUUAUUGUCAACCCCUGAGCACGGAGACAUCCUCGUAAUUUAUCUUUCCGUCUCAGUUUCGGCAGUUAGCUCUGUGCUCAUACGACCAAGGGAUAACGUGGAGCACCUAGUGCAUUAUGUUAGUAAAACAUUGCAGGAUGCCGAGGUCCGGUACCCAGACAUUGAAAAACUGGCGUUCGCCCUGAAACCAGAAACUUCUGGGAGGCUGGUUAAGUGGGCCAUUGGUGAGUUUGAUAUUCACUACAAACCCUACCCAACUACAAAGGGCCAGGCCGUCGCUGACUUCUUAUCCGAAUUCACGGAACCCCAAGCCUCAGCAGCUACCCAGCUCAUAACCGAACCUAAUCUCCCUCCGAGCCAAGACCACACCGCCAGCAAAGGCACUUUCGACCUGACCCAACCCCUAUGGACUUUAUUUGUGGAUGGCUCUUCUAAUGCCCAAGGGUGUGGGGCCGGCCUCGUUCUCAUCUCCCCAGACAAGGUCGCCCUUGAGUACGCCCUCAGCUUCAAAUUCCAAGCCUCCAACAAUGAGGCCGAAUAUGAAGCACUUUUAGCUGGCCUUCGACUAGUCAAGGAGAUGGAUGCCAAACAAAUUCAGAUAUUCAGUGACUCACAGCUCGUCGUUCAUCAAGUCAACCAGGACUUCACGGCCAAGGAUGCCUCCAUGACAGCUUACCUCCAGCACACCCGGCACUUGCUUGCAACCUUCCACGCUCAUUCUAUAAACCAAGUGCCACGCUUUGAGAAUAGCCAUGAUGAUGCGUUGGCCAGGUUAGCAUCAGCCUUCGAGCAGGACAUAGGUCGCCACAUCCGCAUUGAAUUCUUGGACCAGCCCAGCACACAAGCCCCACUCAUCUGUACCAUUGAUCACAGCCCUACAUGGAUAGACCCCAUCCUUCAGUUUUUGCAGAACCAAACACUACCGGCUAAUUCUGCUGAGGCACGAUGCGUUGGCUAUCGUUCUGCCCGAUACCUGAUAAUUAACGACUCCCUAUACAAGCGGGGUUUUAGCCUUCCUUACCUCCGAUGUCUGACUCCAGCGGAGGGUCAUUAUGUCCUUCGGGAAAUCCAUGAAGGCAUCUGCGGCAACUACUCGGGCGCACGCUCACUGGCUCAUAAGGCAAUUCGCCAAGGAUACUUCUGGCCUUCACUCCACACUGAUGCCCAGGCCUUCACCCAGAAAUGCGACAAGUGUCAGAGAUUUGCCAACAUUCCACAACUCCCAGCUGAACCAUUGACAGCCAUGGUCAGUCCUUGGCCAUUUGCCCAAUGGGGACUGGACCUCAUUGGACCAAUGCCUAAGGGCAAGGGCCAAGUCAAAUAUGCAGUUGUAGUCGUAGACUACUUCACCAAAUGGGCUGAAGCCGAAGCCUUAGCCACCAUUACUGCGGCCCGCAUCGAAACCUUUGUGUGGCAAAAUAUCGUAUGUCGCUUCGGCAUCCCCAACUCCAUCGUCACAGACAAUGGCCAGCAAUUUGACAAUGCAAAAUUCAAACAAUUUUGUUCUAACCUCAAGAUCCGUCUUUGCUUCGCCUCCCCAGCCCAUCCUCAGUCCAAUGGCCAGUGGUAUCUUGGUUCUGGGUUUGCAUUGGAAAAAUCUUGUGCUUUGGUUGAACCACUCAAGCAUUGGAAUCUGAAUGUGUUUGGUCCUUUAAGGCAAAAGAAGGCUAAGCUCUUACGUAGACUAGCUGGCAUUCUGAAGGCUCUCGGCUUUGGGCCUAAUAAUUAUCUGCUUCAGCUGGAGGCUACUUUAUCUAAUGAUUAUAACUCUGUCUUGGAGCAGGAAGCGUUGUUUUGGCGCCAGAAAUCUAGAGUGCUAUGGCUACAAAAUGGUAUUGGUGGAUUUAGCUUUAUGCUGAUACACUCUAAAUGUGAAGGGGGAAAUACAAUAUAA